CCUUCUCCAGAGAGAAAGAGACAGAGAGAGAGAGAGAGCGAGAGCGAGAGCGAGAGAAACGAUGAUGAUGAGCAGCGGAUCCGACUCCGGCUCCGGCUCCGGCUGCGGCGAGGGAGGAGACAUAGGGUGGGAGAAAAGGCCGGGAGGGAUGCUGGUCCAGACGGGGCGCUCGGAUUACGUUUCGCCGUUGCCGCGGCUCAUUCGCGUCCGGGUUUCCUACGGCGCCGCCCGUUACGACGUCUCCGUCGCCUCACAGGCCACCUUCGGGGAGCUGAAGAAGCUCUUGACGGCGGAGACUGGGUUGCAGACGGCGGAGCAGAGGCUGCUCUACAAAGGGAAGGAGAGAGGGAAUAGUGAGUUCUUGGAUAUGUGUGGAUUGAAGGACCGGUCGAAGCUGGUGCUGAUGGAGGACCCAGCUAGUUUGGAGAAGAGAUACAUUGAGAUGAGGAGGAAUGCCAAGAUGGAGAGCACCCGCCGUGCUAUCUCUGCUGUGUCAUUGGAAGUUGACAAACUCUCUGACCAGGUUACUACUAUUGAGAAAAGUAUUUCAAGCGGGAACAAAGUGCCAGAAGUUCAGAUCACAACCUUGAUAGAGUUGCUGAUGAGACAAGCAGUGAAAUUAGAUAACAUGACCACAGAGGGAGACACUGCUUCUCAGAAAAAUAUACAGGCUAAGAGGGUGCAGAAGUGUGUUGAAACUCUAGAUGUGCUCAAAAUCACAAACUCAAGAGUAAAGCCAGUGGUUGUCACAACAAAGUGGGAAACUUUUGAACCCCAACCCACAACACAAUGGGAAUUUUUUGAAUGAAUCUUCUCUUCUUUUUAUUUUUUUAUAUAUAUUUUUGUGCCAUCCUUUGCCUCCUCCUUCCAUUCAUUCAGAUGUAUUUUUCAGCUGGUAGGUGAUGAACAAGCGAAGUGUAUUCAAUCAGUGAAUAGAUCAGUACUACCACUAGUUGCCCU
Messenger RNA from Dioscorea cayenensis subsp. rotundata (Guinea yam), 960 nucleotides. RefSeq names its product BAG family molecular chaperone regulator 1-like. Gene Ontology annotation, molecular function: adenyl-nucleotide exchange factor activity; protein-folding chaperone binding. The record is from RefSeq and is a predicted model, not a curated record. Lineage: Eukaryota; Viridiplantae; Streptophyta; Magnoliopsida; Dioscoreales; Dioscoreaceae. Gene Ontology annotation, cellular component: cytoplasm. The transcript is spliced from 4 exons. Bases 62 to 808 code for a protein of 248 amino acids. Gene Ontology annotation, biological process: protein stabilization.